UCUUAUAUUCCACUUAUUAAGGAUGGUUAAAUUCAUCAAAGCCGGAAAGGUCGUCGUGAUCCUCCAAGGCCGUUAUGCUGGCAAGAAAGCCGUUGUCGUUCGUAACCAUGACGAAGGAACCAAGGAUAGACCCUAUGGUUAUGCUGUUGUCGCUGGUAUUGAACGUACUCCCCUUAAGGUCACCAAGGCCAUGGGUAAGAAGAAGGUUGCUAAGCGUUCUAAGGUUAAGCCUUUCGUCAAGAUCAUCAACUACAACCACAUGAUGCCUACUCGUUAUGGUUUGGAAUUAGAACAAAUUAAGGGUACCAUUUCUGCCGAUACUUUCAAGGAACCUUCUCAACGUGAAGAUGCUAAGAAAGUCAUCAAGAAGCUCUUUGAAGAACGUUAUCAAACCGGCAAGAACAAGUGGUUCUUCAGCAAGCUUAGAUUCUAAGUUGGACAUGCAUUUUUUAAUUUAAUUUAAAGAAUUAAAAAAAAAACAGCUAUUGUAUAAUCACAA
Cokeromyces recurvatus is the source of this 499-nucleotide messenger RNA. Its product is annotated as ribosomal L27e protein family-domain-containing protein. The transcript is spliced from 4 exons. The coding region runs from base 23 to 433 and encodes 136 amino acids. The record is from RefSeq and is a predicted model, not a curated record. Gene Ontology annotation, biological process: translation. NCBI's taxonomy places the organism in Eukaryota, Fungi, Mucoromycota, Mucoromycetes, Mucorales, Mucoraceae. Gene Ontology annotation, cellular component: cytosolic large ribosomal subunit; ribosome. Gene Ontology annotation, molecular function: structural constituent of ribosome.